AUGGCAUCCAUAGCUCCACUUCAGACUCUUUUCUCUAAAAAUUUCACAAAGCAAUCCACAUUGCUUGAUUCUCCAUCAUUUUUGGCCUCUAAAGUUGGAAAUCUCAAAAACAAAGAAAGAAGGCCAUUGCCAGUGGUUGCCGCCGUCGGUGACGUUUCAGCCGAAGGAACAACCUAUCUGAUAGCCGGUGCUGCUGCAGUGGCGCUGCUUGGAACAGCCUUCCCGAUAGUCUUCUCCCGCAAGGAUACGUGCCCAGAGUGUGAUGGAGCAGGAUUUGUGAGGAAAGCAGGAUCAACCUUGAGGGCAAAUGCAGCCAGGAAAGAUCAGGUGCAGAUUGUAUGUGCUCGUUGCAAUGGUCUUGGGAAGCUUAACCAAAUUGACAAAUAG
This is a messenger RNA of Fraxinus pennsylvanica, 387 nucleotides long. NCBI's taxonomy places the organism in Eukaryota, Viridiplantae, Streptophyta, Magnoliopsida, Lamiales, Oleaceae. The record is from the annotation of a GenBank genome assembly.